AUGAACUUUUUAAAAGCUGAGAUCGAGAGAAAACGAAAGGAUAUUGAGUCAUUUCAGACCGAAAUACAAGGGCCUAAGAAAAAGAAAUAUAUACAAAGGGCCGAGUUAGAAAAAUUAAGAGAAAAGCAAUAUUUAGAAAAGCAAGCUGAAACAGAAAGAAAGUGCGAGGAAAGACGCAGAGAAUUAAACAAAUCGCUUGCGUCAGUCGCUGAACAGGAAAAAGCAGAAAAAUCUGCCUCAGACAAUGAAACAACGAAAGAAGAGAAAGCAGAAAAUGAUUCUUCUAAUCUUUCACCAGAAGAAGUCGUUCGUCGUUUAAGAGCAAAAGGACAACCAAUCCGUCUUUUUGGAGAAUCCGAUAAAGAUCGCAGAACACGUUUACGAGCUCUUGAACUUAUCGAGGAAAGGUCAGAGAAACGACCCGAAGAUGAAGAAACUAAUCGUCCAUCUAAAAAGAAAAAAGCGGCAGAGGAUUUAUUUUUGGACACUACUCCGAUUAAUAUUGAUUUAAUAGAAAAAGAUCCAGACAAACUUUACGUUCUCAUUUAUACAUUCUUCAAGCGUUUGUUGCGAGAAUGGGAACAAGAAAUGAAUAAUCGACCAGAUCAUAUCAAAAGAAACGUAUUGGCCCGAGUAACUGAAAUCACACAUUAUAUGCAACUUCGUGAAUACAUGAAUGCAAAUGAUGCUUAUUUGCGUCUAUCUAUCGGAAAUGCACCUUGGCCUAUUGGUGUCACUAUGGUUGGUAUACACGAACGUUCUGCACGUGAAAAGAUUUUCUCUGCCCAGGUUGCUCAUGUACUUAACGAUGAAACUACACGCAAAUGGAUUCAAUCUAUAAAAAGAUUAAUGACUUUUUGUCAAACAAAGUACCCACCAGCUGAUAAUUCACAAUUAAUGGGUUAA
Diversispora eburnea is the source of this 906-nucleotide messenger RNA. Lineage: Eukaryota; Fungi; Glomeromycota; Glomeromycetes; Diversisporales; Diversisporaceae. The record is from the annotation of a GenBank genome assembly.